Molecule: messenger RNA, 2194 nt
Organism: Harpia harpyja (harpy eagle)
Lineage: Eukaryota; Metazoa; Chordata; Aves; Accipitriformes; Accipitridae
Gene: SLC11A1
Product: solute carrier family 11 member 1
Biological process (GO): metal ion transport
Cellular component (GO): plasma membrane
Molecular function (GO): manganese ion transmembrane transporter activity; cadmium ion transmembrane transporter activity; iron ion transmembrane transporter activity
Source: RefSeq, a predicted model, not a curated record
UUGCAUCCAGUGUCGCGAUCACGGCUUCCCAGCACCAUGUCCAGAUCAGGCCCAGCCGUGGCAUCACUGGAGCCAGGCCUCACCGGGUCCCUGAACCGGGGCCAAGCCCAGACUUACGGCACGGUUGGGAGCCCCAUGCCCCCGCAGCACCCUGGCACCCGGGAUCAGACCUACCUGGAUGAACUCAUCAGCAUCCCCAAGGGCAGUGGCCCGGUUUUCAGCUUUAGGAAACUCUGGGCUUUCACCGGUCCCGGCUUCCUCAUGAGCAUCGCCUACCUGGACCCAGGCAACGUGGAGUCGGACCUGCAGUGCGGGGCAGUGGCGGGGUUCACGCUGCUGUGGGUGCUGCUGUGGGCCACCGUCCUGGGGCUGCUGUGCCAGCGCCUGGCCAUCCGGCUGGGUGUGGUGACAGGGAAGGACCUGGGUGAGAUUUGCUACCUCUAUUACCCCAAGGUGCCCCGUGUGCUGCUCUGGCUCAUGAUAGAGAUCGCCAUCAUCGGCUCUGACAUGCAGGAGGUGAUCGGGACAGCCAUCGCCUUCAGCCUGCUCUCAGCCGGCCGCAUCCCCCUCUGGGGUGGGGUCCUCAUCACCAUCGUGGACACCCUCUUCUUCCUCUUCCUCGACAAGUACGGGCUCCGCAAGCUGGAGGCUUUCUUCGGCCUUCUCAUCACCAUCAUGGCCCUGACCUUCGGCUAUGAGUACGUGGUGGUGAGGCCGGGGCAGGUGGAGGUGCUGAAGGGAAUUUUCCUGCCCUACUGCCCGGGCUGCGGGCGAGAGGAGCUGCUCCAGGCCGUGGGCAUCGUUGGCGCCAUCAUUAUGCCCCAUAACAUCUUCCUCCACUCCUCCUUGGUCAAGACACGGGAGAUCGACCGGUCCAAGAAGGAGGCGGUGCGGGAGGCCAACAUGUAUUUCCUGACCGAGUCCUGCCUGGCCCUCUUUGUCUCCUUCCUCAUCAACCUCUUCGUCAUGGCUGUCUUCGGCGAGGCUUUCUACCGCCAGCGAAAUGAGGAUGUACACAACAAGUGUGUCAACAGCAGCAUCAGCCAGUAUGCCAGCAUCUUCCCCAACAACAAUGAGACGGUCUCUGUGGAUAUCUACCAGGGGGGCGUCAUCCUGGGAUGCUAUUUCGGGGCGGUGGCACUGUACAUCUGGGCCAUUGGGAUCCUCGCAGCAGGACAGAGCUCCACGAUGACCGGGACCUACGCAGGGCAGUUUGUCAUGGAGGGCUUCCUGCAGCUCCGCUGGUCCCGCUUCGCCCGGGUGGUCUUCACCCGCUCCUUCGCCAUCCUGCCCACCGUCUUUGUGGCUGCCUUCAAGGAUGUCAGCCACCUCACGGGCAUGAAUGACCUGCUCAACGUCCUGCAGAGCAUCUUGCUGCCCUUUGCUGUCCUGCCCGUCCUCACCUUCACCAGCCUGCGCCCGCUCAUGCAGGACUUCACCAACGGCCUCCCGGGGAAGGUGCUGAUGAUCCUCAUCACGGGGCUGGUCUGCGCCAUCAACAUCUACUUCGUGGUGGACUUUCUGCCCACGCUGCGGGGCCUGGGGUACCACAUACCCCUGGGCCUGCUGCUGGCUGCCUACGUGGCCUUCGUCGCCUACCUGAUCUGGACCUGCAGCAUCGCGCAUGGAGCCCGGUUCCUGGCCCGGGGCCACCACAGCCGGUUCAGCUUCGGCGUCUCCCUCGACCAGCCAGUGCUGGCAGGGACCCGGUAACAGACCCCGUCCCCCCUCCCUGCCCAGCACGGCCCCCCGCACUGGGCACCGAUUCGAUGCCACGCUGAGCCUGGGGAUGAUGUUCUGGCCAGAGAUGCAGCCAGCAAGGAAGGGGUUAACAGCGGGCAGACCACCCCCCAAGUUUUUAGCGCACCCCCCCAAUUCAGGGGUGCUGGUUCAGGCUGGAUGCGGGGGGGGGGGGGGGAAGCAGCGGGAGGUGCCCCCAGCCCUUGGCACAGAGGCUUCAGUGAAUGAGCCGCCCCGGAGAUCUUCCCUCCUCAUUAGUGCCGGGAACCGCCGGCCCCCGGGACCGCUAAUUACCGCCCGGGACCGCUAAUCACCUCCCAGGACCGCUAACCAUCCCUCGCCGCCCGGGGACGGCGGGGCCAGCGCCAGGGGAGCCGGGACGGCCAGCCCCGCUGCCCGGGACCGGCCCCAGCCCCCGGACCGGACCGGCUGGAGCCCCACGGGGGGCUCCUAA